Molecule: messenger RNA, 696 nt
Organism: Talaromyces stipitatus ATCC 10500
Lineage: Eukaryota; Fungi; Ascomycota; Eurotiomycetes; Eurotiales; Trichocomaceae
Exons: 4
Coding region: 1-696 (231 amino acids)
Source: RefSeq, a predicted model, not a curated record
AUGGCCUUCAACACCUUGAUAUCUCAACAGAAUGAUGGCGAGCCUCGUGUUAUACGUGAUCAACCCAUGACUGAUGGUGUUUUCUACGGAACCAUCAAAUCUAUCUCAUUCAUCAUGGGUCUCUUAAAUGUCUUCUUUUAUCAUCAAUUUCGAUAUGGCACGGGGAAAUUGCUAGACAAAACUGAUAAAUGCCGCCCGCGGUUUCUGGACGACAUAGAAAGGGCUUUUGUGAAGGGUGAACCAAAGUUUCAAGAGGCCAUCAGUGAGCUAGAACUCUUGCAGGAUAACUAUGAGCGGAAUCAAGUCACCGAGCUUGUUCGGCGCAAGUUUGGACCAAAACAAGCAGUUAUCGAUAUUAAUGGGCAGCUCGACGACACAAUCUUACAGGAAGAUGAUGCGGCUAAAGAAGACCUGCCACACGAUGACAUGCCUCUUCAGCAGGUCAGACCUAUGAAAGGGCUGACGACUGUUCCGACCGUAUGGACACUUGAAGGAGAAUGGCCGCGUCGCAAUGAAGGCGGCCCUCUUCGAGGCCGACAGAAGCGAAAGCGAAAUGCAAGUAAUGACGAUACGCAUAAGAAAGCAGUUAAAAGGUUUAACAACAUGGGGAAUGACAAGCUGUUUAUUGCGAAGAAAAAACAUGAGCAAGAUCAGAAGCACAUCAAGACCGCUAAGAAACCCUUAAUUUGCUUUUAA